This is a messenger RNA of Aegilops tauschii subsp. strangulata, 888 nucleotides long. NCBI's taxonomy places the organism in Eukaryota, Viridiplantae, Streptophyta, Magnoliopsida, Poales, Poaceae. The record is from RefSeq and is a predicted model, not a curated record.
CUGUUCCUGACACCCAUGUACGACAAGGAGCUGGCGAGGAUGUUCCCGUACAAGGAGGCGGUGUUCCACCACCUCGGUCGGUACCUCUUGCACCCGACCAACAGGGUGUGGGGGAUCGUGAGAAGGUACUACGAGGCAUACCUCGCGGGGGUGGAUGAGAAGAUCGGGUUCCAGAUCAGGAUCUUCCCGGAGAGGCCGGUCAAGUUCGAGAACAUGUACGACCAGCUCACCAGGUGCAUCAAGGAGCAGCGGCUGCUGCCGGAGCUCGGAAAGGCGGAGCCGGCGGCGAACGCGUCUGGCGAUGGGAAGGUGAAGGCCGUGCUGAUCGUGUCCCUGUACUCGGGAUACUACGACAAGAUCCGGGGCAUGUACUACGAGAACCCGACCAAGACAGGGGAGAUCGUGGCGGUUUACCAGCCGAGCCACCAGGAGAAGCAGGAGUCCGCCUCCAACGAGCACAACCAGAAGGCACUGGCGGAGAUCUACCUGCUCAGCUACUGCGACAAAAUCGCCACGAGCACCUGGUCCACGUUCGGGUAUGUUGCCUACGGCUUCGCCGGCGUAAAGCCGUGGAUCCUGCUCCGGCCGGACUGGGACAAGGAGAUGUCCGACGUCGUGUGCGUCCGGUCCACGUCCGUUGAGCCGUGCCUGCACUCGCCGCCCAUCCUCGGGUGCCGGGCGAGGGAGGAGGUCGACGUGGCCCGUGUCAAGCCAUACGUCCGGCACUGCGAGGACGUCCGGUCCGGUCUCAAGCUGUUCAAUAGCUAAACAUGGAGCUAGUAUCGUGUUCUGUUUCGCUCCAUGUUGCGAAAACGGCAUAAGUACGGUUUUUCUAAAGUUGUCUUCUUUCCCAACUGGAAUAAUUAGGUGUUUGGGGUUGUCCUUCAA